AUGGCCAUCUUCAGGCAGCUGUCCCUAGGCGCGAAGGCCACCCUGGCUGCCGUCACUGUCUUCGUGUCCAUGAUCGCCUCCCGCUCUUUUCUGGCAGAGAGCCUGGAGCUCAGGGCCCGGCGUUGGCUGCUUCGCUUGCAGCUUGCCCUGUUUGUCAACUCGCUCAUGCUCAUUGGCUCCCUCUACAUUUGGCGCAGCACGGUCAGCAACCUCUGCCACUCCCCGGCGGCGGAGUCAACCUGUUUUCAGCUUUGGAAGGUGGUGGUUCUGGCAUUUCUGGCCCUGGCCCAUUCCAGUUUCUUCACCACGUUCUUUUUAGUGGCCGAGGAGCCUUAUCUCUUUUCCUUGGCAGCCUACUCCUGCCUGGGCGCCUACAUCAUCAUGCUCUUCUUCCUCUGCAUCCUCAGCAGCAUGGAGCAGGCCUGCCAGCUCUUGGCCUGGCGCAGUGGUAGGGUUGUGGGCAGCCUUGACAAGACAAGGAAGCUGGCGCUCAGGCCUGCCUUGGCAGUGGGAGUGACAGCUGUGCUCAGCGUGGCAGGGAUUCUGAAUGCCGCACAGCCCCCGGCGGUGAAGACUGUGGAGGUGCCCGUCCAUCAGCUGCCCGCCUCGGUGAACAACCUCAAGAUUGCGCUCCUCUCAGACAUUCACUUGGGCCCCACAGUGGGCAGGACCAAGAUGGAGAUGUUUGUGAGGAUGGUGAAUGUGCUGGAACCGGACAUCACAGUGAUCGUGGGUGACCUCUCCGACUCGGAAGCCUCAGUCCUGCGGACGGCAGUCGCUCCUCUGGAGCAGCUUCAGUCACGUCUCGGCGCCUACUUCGUCACAGGCAAUCAUGAGUACUACACGUCGGAUGUCAGCAACUGGUUUGCACUGCUGGAGUCCCUGCACGUCCGGCCUCUUCAUAAUGAGAACGUGAAGAUUUCCGCCACCCGGGCCCGGCGUGUUGGUGGUGGCAGUGGCGGUGGGAGUGAGGACGAGGACUGGAUCUGCCUGGCUGGGGUGGAUGAUAUUGAAGCAGACAUCCUGCACUACUCUGGCCAUGGCAUGGAUCUCGACAAGGCCCUGGAGGGCUGCAGCCCGGACCACACCAUCAUCUUGCUAGCUCACCAGCCUCUGGCUGCCAAGAGAGCCCUCCAGGCUCGGCCAGAUAUUAACCUCAUCCUUUCUGGGCACACACAUGCUGGGCAGAUCUUCCCCUUGAACGUAGCAGCCUAUCUCCUGAAUCCCUUCUUUGCUGGUCUCUACCAAGUGGCCCAGGCCACGUUCGUAUAUGUCAGCCCAGGCACAGCCUACUAUGGGAUACCCAUGAGGUUGGGUAGCAGGGCGGAGAUCACAGAGCUCAUCCUGCAGCGGGCUCCCUGA
Molecule: messenger RNA, 1362 nt
Organism: Saimiri boliviensis boliviensis (Bolivian squirrel monkey)
Lineage: Eukaryota; Metazoa; Chordata; Mammalia; Primates; Cebidae
Source: RefSeq, a predicted model, not a curated record